UAAAUACUGAAGCAACACUCAUCCAUCACGUCCACCUCCGAUAUAAAAAGCCAAGCAACGGCCAGCAAAUUUCAUUCACUUCAUCACAAUUCAUUUAAGUCUUCCGCCCUUCACGCAAAUUAGCUUUCUCAGCUCCAUCUUCAACUCGUUCCAGCUUAAAUGGAGACCCCAACAAAAAUGCUGUGGUGCUUAAUCCUUUGUGCUGUCUUGAUGGUUGGCCCAUCAAAGGCCGAUAAGAACGUUACCAUAACUUUGAUCAAGAGUGCUGUGGCCGAUGGAGCCGUGUGUUUGGACGGAAGCCCACCCGCUUACCAUUGGGAUGCAGGAAGCGGUUCUGGUGCCCGCAAUUGGCUGGUUCACCUGGGAGGAGGAGGAUGGUGUAUAAACAGCACCGUAUACGAGAAUCACACGGAGGCGUACGCCGACAGCUGCACUAGGCGCGCCACAUUGGCCAUCGGAUCUUCCUUCCACAUGGGUGAUUUCUCGUUUACGGGGAUAUUUAGUGAUGAAGAAAACCAAACUUACUUCUAUAAUUGGAACCGGGUCAUCGUAAGAUAUUGUGACGGCGGGUCAUUCUCCGGUGAUGUCGACCAACCCGAUCCGGAAACUAAGCUCUUCUACCGAGGGGCAAGAAUAUAUAAAGCUGUCAUUACUGAGUUAAUGGCGAAAGGCAUGCAAGAUGCCCGGAAUGUGAUCCUUGCUGGAGGUUCUGCAGGGGGAAUAGGUGCGAUGAUUCAUUGCGAUCAUUUUCGCAACCUAUUCCACCCCAUUGUGAACGUCAAGUGCUACAUUGAUAGUUCUUUUUUUCUAAAACUAAGGGAUCCCAAGCAUGCCCAGUUCAUGAAGACUGUUUUUGGCAUAGUUGUUGAAUUGCAGCAAAGCGCCAAGGCACUACCGGCCGAGUGCAUAUCCAAUCGAAGUGCAUUAUCGUGCUUCUUUCCAAAACACUUGGUGAAGUACAUAAAAUCCCCAAUUUACUUUUUGAAUUCGGCCUUUGAUUCAUAUCAGAUUUUAGGCAACAACUGAUAAAUGCAUUGCCUACCCCAGCGGCCACUAAUGGGUAUGUGGUCACUUCACAGUUUGGCCAUUCCUUCGGUCAGAAAGGGUUGAAGAAACCCAUGUUUCCCGAAGACCCAAAGUCAAAGACACUAGAGGAGGCCCUGGUCGAGUGGUUUUUUGAUGAGGGAAGGUUCCACAUUGUUGAUCCAAAUGAUGAGCCAUUCUGGAAUGAUACAGCUCAUUGAGUGGUUUUUUGUUAUCGUUUUCUUCAAUUGUCAUCUCUAAAUUAAGACUGCUUGAAUGUGACACCAAUUACCUCUUAAUUAGUAGCUACGUACUUUAAUUAUGAGAAUUCGUUCAAAUAUUUCUUUUUAUAUUUAUUCGAAUUAGCAUUUCCAUUUGUGUGUUUCACGAG
Messenger RNA from Cuscuta epithymum, 1414 nucleotides. The record is from the annotation of a GenBank genome assembly. NCBI's taxonomy places the organism in Eukaryota, Viridiplantae, Streptophyta, Magnoliopsida, Solanales, Convolvulaceae.